AUGACUUCCGUCACAAUCGUCGCUUGCGAACCUGGUCUGCAAAAAGCAGGCCGCUGCUUUGCCGGGUGCAGGCUGCAGUGCUGCGAAGCUGGACAACGGAUCGCGCGAGGCAGAAGCUCUAUCGGAUCGGAGGAGCACCGCUGCUGGCCCUGGUUCGAUGCAGGCAACAGCAACGCCAGCAAAGGGGUUGGAGGUGGAGCCGGACAAGGUUCAUGCUCAUGGAUCACCUCGAGCAUUGACGACAACAAGUGCUUUAUCCAGCAGCUUUCCCACGCCAAGGGGGACCUCGGCAAGCAGAUUCUAGAUGUCAACGACCAGUGGCAGCAGUGCUGGACUGCUUCCGCCGACUUACCUUCCGAGGUUGUGAAAAGCCUCGUGACCAUUUUGUGCAAGAUUCCGCCUUCGGCUUCACCAGCACCACCUCCUCCAGCAAGAGCAUGUCAGGCGACGAUGCAGUUGUUUCUGCGGGAAGAAAAGAAAGGUUCACCGGAAAGGGCCGUGGCUGCCGUCGAGGUGGUCCUCAACGCCAUCGGAAGGCUGCUGACCUUAGAAUGGGAUGCCUCCGUUGACGAGGUCCGGGAGUCGCUGCAAAAAGUUCUGGAAGACGCACGUGGAUGCCUGCAGAUCCGCCAGGACCACGAGGACGAGGAAGCUGCAAAGAGGAUCACCCUGCUGUCGGACGAGCUGAAGAAGCCUUCGUGCAUCAAAGUCAAGCCGACCAUGGGAAGCGAGGACGAGGACCGUGCUGUGAAUGAGCUCAACAACAGCACCAUGGAAAGCAACCGACAGUAUUUCAACGUGAGGAUCGACCAAGGAGCCAAGGGCAAAGGCAAGGAUGGCAAAGAUGGCGUAGCCGGGUACUACAACGACCACUUCAUGGGCUACGACAAGGGCCAUGGUAAGGGCGGGUAUGGCAAGGAAAAGGGCAAGGAAGGAGGCAAGGGCACGGACUACUACGCCCGGGACGACCACUUCAUGGGCUACGACAAGGGCCAUGGUAAGGGCGGGUAUGGCAAGGAAAAGGGCAAGGAAGGAGGCAAGGGCACGGACUACUACGCCCGGGAUGACCACUUCAUGGGCUACGACAAGGGCCAUGGUAAGGGCGGGUAUGGCAAGGAAAAGGGCAAGGGAGGAGGCAAGGGCAUGGACUACUACGCCCGGGACGACCACUUCAUGGGCUACGACAAGGGCCAUGGUAAGGGCGGGUAUGGCAAGGAAAAGGGCAAGGAAGGAGGCAAGGGCACGGACUACUACUCCCGGGACGACCACUUCAUGGGCUACGACAAGGGCCAUGGUAAGGGCGGGUAUGGCAAGGAAAAGGGCAAGGAAGGAGGUCAUCCCUGUUUGCCCAACCUGCUGCAGAAGAGGCGUUCUGCGAGCUCAAGCAGCCUUCAGGACGGCUGCGGCCCGUUGACUUGGGACGUCGGGGAGGAUGAUCGCUGUGGGGGCAUGGCAGCUUUCAGCCGGGGUAGCAUCUUCGGUGCUGGCCCGGGUGGUGCCGGCAGCAGCGCCAGUGGUGGCGGGUACUUUGGAAAUGGCUCAGGUGCCGCCAGCGCUGUGAGUAGCGGCGAGGAAGCGGUUCGCUUGUGGAGCCGCACGCCCUCGCCACGGUCUCCUCCCCAGGGCUUGAUGGAGGAUGAUCAGCUUCAAGCCGCCAUAGAUGCGGUCAUCCGAGAAGUCGACGGCGAACUGGCCCAAGCGUGA
Symbiodinium sp. CCMP2592 is the source of this 1704-nucleotide messenger RNA. The record is from the annotation of a GenBank genome assembly. NCBI's taxonomy places the organism in Eukaryota, Dinophyceae, Suessiales, Symbiodiniaceae.